AUGCCACCCCGAAUACAUCCGCCGUCAAAGGCAAUUGCGUCCAUCCUCCGCUCCAAACGCCCUCUAGGAAUCCACCGCCAAUAUGCAACGGCAGCAGCAAUCACCCCGGCGGCCUCUCACGAGCAGAUGACUAGAUCCCCCCUUCCCAUAGCCCGCUACCCCUCUACGCAGCCACCUUCCUACAAGCCCCCCGAGUUCCGCAAGUCCCAGCUCCUCCGCCAGUACGCCUCCCUCCUGCGCUCCACGCCCCUCAUGCUCCUCUUCCAGCACAACAACCUGAAAUCGAUGGAAUGGGUCAGCAUUCGCCGCGAACUUUCCAAAGCCCUGCAGAAAGUGGACGAGGCGCGGGUAGCGGCUGGACACCCAGCCGAGAAUCUGGCGGACGGGAUCAAGAUCCAGAUUAUCCAGACGGGAAUCUUUGCUGCCGCGUUGAGAGUUGUCGAGUUCUACAAGCCAGGGGAGCAACAGGCGACGCCGAUUCAGGACGAGGCUGGGCUGACGCAUACGUUGUCGAAGGCUGCUCAUGAGGCGGUGGUGGACAGAAGGACGGCGCAUGCUUUGGCACCGCUGCUGUCUGGACCGCUGAUGCUAUUGACGUUCCCCAAUGUCUCCCCGCAGCACAUGAAAGUCGCGUUGUCGAUUCUCUCGCCCAGUUCACCGGACUUCAAAGCUCCAACACGGAGAGCUAAUCCCGGAUGGCACGAUCCUGCGGUGCAGAGCGGGCUUCAAAAGUUACUUUUGCUGGGAGCUAGAGUGGAGGGCAAGGUGUUUGAUGUUGAAGGUGCGAAAUGGGUCGGAGGUAUUGACGGUGGAAUAGAAGGAUUACAAGGGCAGCUUGUGGCUAUGCUGCAAGCGUUUGGAGCUGGUCUUACGAAUACGUUGGAGAGUGCUGGGAAGAAUUUGUACGUUACCGUGGAAGGUAGACGGACUAUGCUAGAGGAUGAAGCGAAGGGCGUGUCCGAGCCGGCGAAGGAGGAGACGAAAUCGGAAUGA
This is a messenger RNA of Drepanopeziza brunnea f. sp. 'multigermtubi' MB_m1, 993 nucleotides long. RefSeq names its product mitochondrial 54S ribosomal protein uL10m. The record is from RefSeq and is a predicted model, not a curated record. Lineage: Eukaryota; Fungi; Ascomycota; Leotiomycetes; Helotiales; Drepanopezizaceae. Gene Ontology annotation, biological process: translation. Gene Ontology annotation, cellular component: mitochondrial large ribosomal subunit. Gene Ontology annotation, molecular function: structural constituent of ribosome.